Messenger RNA from Punica granatum (pomegranate), 2308 nucleotides. The record is from RefSeq and is a predicted model, not a curated record. Lineage: Eukaryota; Viridiplantae; Streptophyta; Magnoliopsida; Myrtales; Lythraceae.
UUCAUAAACCAUCAUAUAUGCGUUUUAACUCAAUUAGUUCCGACCACGUUUGGGUUCGAGAUCCGAACUGAUGCAUCUAUGCCCCCUGCAUAAUGAUACGAUAGUAAUAUAAGAACAGAUCAAUGUUGUUAUCUUUCCUAAUCUAAUCACAAUCUCUGGAAAGCGGAAAGCCUCCAGAUCAACGGGGAGGACAAGACCGUAAUUUCAACAAGUUACAGUUCCCGUCGCCCUCUAUCUCCUCGCCCCGAAUAAUGGCACAGUAUCUCUUCCAACGGAGUUGCCUCUGCUUCUUCUCCUUCACUCACAUUCGCAUCUCUUCCUCCCUUCGAACAUUUCCUCUUCGCACAUCCUCGUAGUCCCCGAAGACAGUUUCCCCUGCAGGCGCUUCUGUUGGCAUUCCACAGGAAUAGAUCCUUUCUGCACAUUAUGCAUUUCUAGCUCUGACGUCCGAUGGAGCCGAUUGCCCUGCUGCCGGAGAGCUUCAGGAAGAGGAGAGUGGGGUCCCCUUUCUGCUUGGGAGCAGCAGCUUCCCUCAUCUUCCUAGGUGUCUUCCUCCUCAGCGCCUCCUUAAAGCCCCCAAAGGUCUCUCCUUUGCUCCAGAUUCCCUCUGUCGGUGGGUGGCCUUUCCCAUUUUCAACCUCUCCCGCUUCUUCUUCUUCACCCUCUUACUCGAGUGUGGAAAUUCCUCAAGAUGGGAUUUUGAACCAGACCCAGGAGCAGAAUGUGUCUGUCGUUGCGAAGGUGGAAGAGAAUGGCCAACACUUGGAAGCCAAGCGUGAAGAGGUUGUCUCCGAGAAGAAGGCCCCAUUGCAGGACCCUGCUGAGUUCUCAAGCAAUGGGAGUAAAAUCUUUAGUCUUCCCAGUAAAUCCCAUGAAGGAAAUGAUUCUCGGGGGGAAAAUAUGCAAAGCAAAGUUAGUUUCAGUGUGAGGGACAAUGGAAAUGGCUCUCUGGGUGACUCUUCAAUUAUUAGGGAUAACUCCUCAGCUCGGUUCGGAGGCGGCGAAGAGAGGCCUAGUCAGCUGGAGCAUAACUCGGACGAGUAUCGAAACCUCGAUGGAUGUGAUAUAUUUGAUGGGAGGUGGGCGAGGGAUGACUCGAAGCCUUACUACCCAGCAGGGUCUUGCCCAUACAUUGAUAGGGAUUUCAAUUGCCACCUCAAUGGUAGGCCUGACGCCGAAUUCGUCAAGUGGAGGUGGAAGCCUAAUAAGUGCGACAUCCCAAGCUUGAACUCGACUGAUUUUCUCGAGAGACUACGAGGAAAAAAGCUUGUUUUUGUGGGCGACUCGUUAAACAGAAACAUGUGGGAGUCUCUUGUUUGCAUCCUCCGUCACAGUAUCAGAAGCAAGAAGAGAGUCUUCGAGAUAUCAGGCAGGAAAGAGUUCAAGAAGAAAGGUUUCUAUGCCUUCAGGUUUGAGGAUUACAAUUGUUCCGUGGACUUUGUUAGUGCUCCAUUUAUCGUUAGAGAAUCAUCUUUCAAAGGCAUCAACGGGUCAAUUGAGACAUUGAGGUUGGAUUUGAUGGACCGCACAACCUCCAUGUAUCGCGAUGCUGAUAUCAUAGUCUUCAACACGGGUCAUUGGUGGACCCACGAGAAAACUUCUCGAGGAGAGGACUAUUACCAGGAAGGAAACCAUGUACACCCAAGACUCAAGGUCUUGGAGGCGUACAAGAGGGCUCUUAAUACAUGGGCGAAAUGGGUCGACAAUAACAUUAACAGCAAUCGAACCAAAGUUUUCUUCAGAGGAUAUUCUGUCACUCAUUUCAGAAAAGGGCAAUGGAACUCGGGAGGGCAGUGCCACAAAGAAUCCGAGCCUAUUUUCGAGGAAAAAUACUUGAAAAAGUACCCUUCGAAGAUGAAAGUUUUGGAGCACGUCCUUCACGGGAUGAAAACUCCGGUGACUUACUUAAACAUAAGUAGACUUACUGCCUACAGAAAGGAUGCACACCCUUCUAUAUACAGAAUGUUAUAUAAGACGGAUGAGGAGCGAGUUGCUGCUGAGAGGGCUCAAGAUUGCAGCCACUGGUGCUUGCCAGGAGUACCCGACACUUGGAACGAAUUGCUUUAUGCUUCUCUCUUGCAGUCUUGUAAGGUGUCAUGAAACAAAAGCUGUACAAUGGUGAUGUGCGAUAUCUAUCACUUUCGAAGAAUUUUUUCCCUUCGGGGUUGUACCGAGAGUAGGUUAAGUAGUUCAAUAGGGUUGCUUUUUCUAUCCAAGACUCGGUUCAAUUGUGUAUACCAACAUGCCAAGUUACCUAUAGAAAAGCAUAAUCCUGAUACAAAUUUAUUAUUUCAUCAAAGAUCUUGCU